AUCCCCCAGUCCCAACCAAACAUCAUAGGAACUAAUCAAUAAGCCACUCUCUGUCACAGAGUAAUCCUCGGCGUCUCCGAUCCGGUAAUCCGCCGAGUUGCUAGGAUUUUCCUGUUUUCCUUUUUCACCACCCCCUUCUAAAUAAGUAAAUCCACAAUCUCCGCAUUUCCAAUUCUCAGGUUAGCAGAUGGCUGUGGUGUUGGAGGCGAAGGAUGCAGGAGAAUGGACUUACAGAGGAGAAGGGGCUGUCAACCUGGUUCUUGCUUAUAAUGGAACCCGUUCUGAUUUUGUAUGUCUCAAUUUCCUGUUUUCCCCCUUCUUUUCAUUCUCUUCACUGUGUAGGAACUCUUUUUAUUCAUGUAUUUUACCCACUCAUCAGAAAACGACUGCAAUAACUACUAUGCUUUCACUCCAAGUUAUUUGGGAUUGGCUGUAUAAAUACUCAUUAUUCAUUUUGCNAAACCCCUGGUCAAUCUUGUACACUGUCAAUGUCACCAUGAUAAUCGCUUUUAUACUAUAUUCACUUUCCACUUACAUUAACUCUCAUUUCUUUUUCUUUUUGGUACUUGUCCUAUAUCAGAUAUCAGAGGUAAGUGCAUAUGAUCCUCUGGAUUUAUUCUCUGGAUCCAGAGACAGAGUACACAAGGCAAUAAACAACCUUUUUAGGACCCCACAGAAUAAUUUUCGGGUUUUCCUGGAUGGUUCUCUCAUAUUUGGUGGCUUGGGUGGUGGUGCAGACACUACUAGUUGUGAAGUUGGUAAAGCAUUUGAAGAUUCGCUCAAGCAUGUAAUUCAGGCAGAAGAGGGCAUGCGGACACAAUAUUUUCUAGAGCUCAUCUCCAAGACUGUCUGUAGUUCAGAGUUGUUAAAUCGGCUUCUUGAAGUCCAGAAGCUAGACACAACUGACAUUGAAGGUGCAAUUCACCCAUAUUAUAAUGUUAUUUCUCAGCCUUGCAUGGUAUGUGGACAACUAGAUAAAGAUCAAUCAUCGAAGAGAUAUAACUCUCUGCAUUCAAUGUCGAUGGAGGAAAGCUUGAAGAUUGUGAGGGACUACUUGAUAGCUGCAACUGCAAAGGACCUUAGUAUGAUAAUUAGUUUUAGACCUAGAGAAGCUGGUAAUGUGGAAUCCCCAUAUAGCAUUGUCUCCUUAGAAUCAACCAACCAAAGUUUUGACUGCAAGGCAUCUUUCAUUGACCUGGACUUGAAACCUUUGGAAAGGAUUGAAUACUACUACAGGUUAGACCAACAGAUUGUCAGCUGUUAUGUUCAGAUGGUGAAGUCCAAUCAUCAACUCGACCACACUGGAAGCACUGUCGGAGCUUGACAAUGAGGACAGUUUCUGGUGAUCAAUUCGGAGACCUUUUUGAGCUUUCUCGUUGAUAGAUUCCUGAUGAAGUAUCUUAUUCUUGCCUUCUUUUUUGGUGACUGAAAUUUCAGCGACGUGGUCACAACCCACCUUUGAUGAGACAUUUAAUUGAACCUAAUACUGUUUAUCUUAUAAUGGAUGAUUCAAUUGAAAUAGAAGCAUGCUAAAUGUAGUUUUCGCUGGUCCAAUUUUCACACCAUCCAGAAGCUUAGGCAAUAUAUGCUGUGCAUCUGAUAUGAAGAAGAGUCUUAAUAAG
Molecule: messenger RNA, 1622 nt
Organism: Nicotiana tabacum (common tobacco)
Lineage: Eukaryota; Viridiplantae; Streptophyta; Magnoliopsida; Solanales; Solanaceae
Source: RefSeq, a predicted model, not a curated record